UGGGAACCCCAUUCCUCUGAGGCAAGGUCUGUGUGCUCCCCACAACUGCAAGAGCUCAAGUGUGGCCUCCCCCUUCACUUCCAAGGGACAGGGCAGGAUGAGCCGGUCAAGACACAUAGGCAAGAUCCGGAAACGUCUGGAAGAUGUCAAGAACCAGUGGGCCCGGCCGACCAGGGCUGACUUCAGUGACAAUGAGAGUGCCCGGCUGGCCACAGAUGCCCUCUUGGAUGGGGGCUCUGAGGCCUACUGGCGCGCACUCAGCCAGGAAGGUGAGGUGGACUUCCUGUCCUCGGUGGAGGCACAGUACAUCCAGGCCCAGGCCAAGGAGCCCCCCUGUGCCCCGGAUCCUGCAGGAGGGGCCGAGACAGGCCCCAAGGGACUGGACUCCUGCUCCCUGCAGUCAGGUACCUACUUCCCUGUGGCCUCUGAGGGCAGUGAGCCAGCCCUGCUGCACACCUGGGCCUCGGCUGAGAAGCCCUACAUGAAGGAAAAGUCCAGUGCCACCGUGUACUUCCAGAUGGACAAGCACAACAACAUCAGAGACCUCGUCCGCCGCUGCAUCUCCAGAAGCAGUCAGGUCUUGGCCAUCCUGAUGGAUGUGUUCACAGAUGUGGAGAUCUUCUGUGACAUUCUAGAGGCAGCAAACAAGCGUGGGGUAUUCGUCUGUGUGCUCCUGGACCAGGGAGGUGUGAAGCUCUUCCAGGAGAUGUGUGACAAAGUCCAGAUCUCUGACAGUCACCUCAAGAACAUCUCCAUCCGGAGUGUGGAAGGGGAGGUGUACUGUGCCAAAUCAGGCAGGAAAUUCUCCGGCCAAAUCCAAGAGAAAUUCAUCAUCUCAGACUGGAGAUUUGUUUUGUCAGGAUCAUACAGCUUCUCCUGGCUCUGUGGACACGUGCACCGGAACAUCCUCUCCAAGUUCACGGGUCAGGCGGUGGAACUGUUUGACCAGGAGUUUCGCCACCUCUACACCUCCUCCAAGCCCCUGAUGGGCCUUAAGUCCCCAAGGCUGGUCGCACCCCUUCAGCCCAGCGUGGGCCCCAGUGUCCCCAAUGGCCAUCUCAGUGGAAGCAGCUGCUCUGCCAGUGACCACACAUCCUCCAACCCCUUCAGCAGCCUGUCAACAGGCAGCAAUCCCCACAACCAGAGUCUGUCUACGUCCUCGGGACCAGGCAGUCCCCUGGCCCCAAACCCACCCACACCACCCAGGUUUCAGCCCUACCAUAGCCCCUGGAGAGCCCCAGCUGCACAGGCCACCUUCUCCCCUAGGCCUUAUGACAACCCACAGGCUCCCUACAGCAACCUCAAGGCCUACAGGCCCACACGGCUGCAGUUAGAGCAGUUUGGCCUGGUGCCCAGGGUUACCCACUCCUGGAGGCCUUUUCUACAGGUCUCACCUCAUUUCUGAAGGUUCCCCUCCCCCUGCUGCCUUCC
This is a messenger RNA of Castor canadensis (American beaver), 1431 nucleotides long. RefSeq names its product family with sequence similarity 83 member A (gene Sack1a). The record is from RefSeq and is a predicted model, not a curated record. Gene Ontology annotation, molecular function: protein kinase binding. NCBI's taxonomy places the organism in Eukaryota, Metazoa, Chordata, Mammalia, Rodentia, Castoridae. Gene Ontology annotation, biological process: epidermal growth factor receptor signaling pathway.